UUUUAUUGAGUCACUUACAGUAGUAGUAGAAGUACUACUCUUCUUUAUUUUGGCAAACUAACAUUUGCAUUUGUUGACGUAUGGGCAGCAAAGAAGAGCGACAGCAUAAGUGCUGCCCGCUCACCGCGAGUAUGACAGAGCGCGUGAGCGACUUCCAAGGUCAGAGCUUCCACAAGCUCCGGCGGGCGUGCCUCCGUCGCGGCGCCCUCUUCAAGGACCCCGUCUUCCCCGCCGCCGCCCAGGCACUCUUCUACAAGAGUGCGCCGCCGCCAGGGGUGACCUGGAAGAGGCCCCGGGUGAGGAAGGGUCACUUUGGGGGGCCGGGCCCGUCGGCGAGGUUCACUGAACUGGGCGUCUCUCCGCCUCAGGAGAUCUGCAAGGACCCGCGUCUGUUCGUUGAUGGCAUCAGCACUCGUGACCUGCACCAAGGCAGUCUGGGUAACUGCUGGAUGGUGGCCGCCAUUUCCUGUCUGGCAUCUGAGCCCACACUGUGGAAAAAGGUCAUCCCCAACCACGUGGACCAGGAAUGGAACCCGAAGCGCCCAGACUCCUACGCGGGGAUCUUCCAUUUCCGCUUCUGGCGCUUCGGCCGCUGGACGGACGUGGUCGUGGACGACCUGCUCCCCGUGAGCGGGGACGGAGUUUUGCUCUUCUGUCGCUCGGCCACGCCCAGAGAGUUUUGGAGCGCCCUCCUGGAGAAGGCCUACGCCAAGGUAAACGGCUGCUACGAGGCCCUGGAGGGAGGAAACACUGCCGAGGCUCUGAUUGACUUCACCGGGGGCGUUUCGGAGCCCCUCAGCCUGAACCGUGAGACCCUGGGCCUGCACGGGGACCAGAGGAAGGCCCUCUUCCAGACGCUGGCCAAGGCCCACGAACGCAAAGCCCUCAUCACAUGUUCUAUUCGGCCGGCUGAAGGCGAGACGGCGGAGUCGGUGAUGGACUGCGGGCUGGUGCGGGGACACGCCUACGGGGUGACCGCGCUGAGGAAGGUGCGGCAGGGGGAGACGCUCCUGAAGGCAAGUGGAACAUCACGGCUCUUUUUGGUGCGCAUGAGGAACCCGUGGGGGACCACCGACUGGACGGGAGCCUGGAGUCAGCGAUCCCAGCAGUGGCAGCAGAUGAGCCGUGCAGAAAGGGAAAAGAUGGGACUUGUAGUUCGGGACGUCGGCGAGUUCUGGAUGGACUUUGAGGACUUCUGUCGCUACUUCACAGAUGUGGUCGUAUGCCGCCUGGUGGAGAGAGCUCCCCUGUGGCGCAGCUCCGGCUGGAGAGAGGUCCGCCGCUAUGGGGAGUGGGCUCCGGUGCCGCCCCACCCCAGCGGGCCUCCGUCGGCCGGAGGAAGGUCGGAGGCCGGGAGGAAGGUCGGAGGCCGGGAGGUCCACGUGGACAAGAGGAGCCGAUGCGGAGGAUGCAUCAACCACAAGGACACUUUCCUGCACAACCCGCAAUUUAUGUUUGAGGUCCGAGGCCACGAGGAGGAGGUGCUGAUGUGUCUGCAGCAGGAGGACCGGAGGAUCCGGAAGAAGGAUGGCGGAGGAGACAACCUGCCCAUCGGUUUUGAGGUACUUAAGUCAGAGGAGAACCGCUGUAGCCGGGUGCAGCGCGUGGUGGAGCAGGCGGCCAGCUCCGUCUACAUGGACUCUCGCAGCGUCACGCUGAAGGCCACGCUGGCGCCGGGCUGCUACGUGUUGCUGCCCACCACGUAUCUGCCGGGAGCCAGCGGACACUUCCUCGUGCGCCUCUUCUGCCAUUCACGUGUCCGGCUCAGGGAACUGAAGGACGACUUGCCGCCUCCCACCUUGUUCCAGUGCUUUUUACCUCAGCCCACCGUGGUGACCACAGUCCACCUACUGAGGGCCACAGGACUCUGCCCUCCCAAGCAGACGGCUCCAGAUGUCUAUGCCAUCAUCCGAUGCGAAAGCGCCACUGUUCGGUCUCAGGUGUUGAAAGCCGAAGGAAAUCCUGAAUUCCGCGUGAGGGCCAUCUUCUACAGGACAUAUCCCGAUGUGCACAUCUCCAUUGAGCUGUGGAGCAGAGGCCUGCUGUGGGACUCCAUCCUGGGCCAGGCACGACUCCACGCGACGGCGACCGAGCAGAAUCGAGACCACGCCGUGGCUCUGCGAGGUGGCCGCUCGGGUUCAGGGGGCCGCGUCCGCGUGGAGACGUCCUCCAGCGUCUGCCUGACGGACUUGUAGCCAUCUCGCAGCCUCGUCCGCGCGGCCGCCAUGGUAAUGAGAACCGCGCAGUCCUCUGGAGCAUUUUUCAUAUUGAAUAUUCCGAAAUGUGAGAGGUUCACACUAAAUGCCAAAUCCUUGAUCCUGCUGUACAUUGACUGUCCAACAAACUGUUGUUUUCUUUCCACGGGUCAUUAAACCAAGAUGUCCUCUAUAAAUAAACAAUAUUGUUACUCCGUG
Molecule: messenger RNA, 2414 nt
Organism: Phyllopteryx taeniolatus (common seadragon)
Lineage: Eukaryota; Metazoa; Chordata; Actinopteri; Syngnathiformes; Syngnathidae
Product: calpain-5-like
Exons: 11
Coding region: 81-2195 (704 amino acids)
Biological process (GO): proteolysis
Cellular component (GO): cytoplasm
Molecular function (GO): calcium-dependent cysteine-type endopeptidase activity
Source: RefSeq, a predicted model, not a curated record